CUGAGGAACCUUCAGUUCAACACACAUUUUCACCAACCGGAAGUCCCUUAUCUGGACCUGGUGAUGAAAUCUGCACUCCUGCGCAUGCGCGUUAAUGUUCAGAAAAAUUUACUCGAUCAUGACAAGAAUGGUUCACCUAAGUCUGUCACAGUGAGUCUAUAUGUUAAAAGGAUAGCAGACACAGACAAUGCGCCAAUACAAGACUCACAUUCUGUUUUUGUUGGCUCGUUUCCUGUUCAUCUCCAGACAAAAUCUGUGGAGAUUCCCUUGAACACCGGCCUCUUGUCCCACCUGUUGGACUUGAAAGACCAGCGAAUCGUGUUCACUGUUGCCAUUGGCAGCGGAGAGAAGGAAAGUGACAAUGUUGUCGACGACAUCAAUGGUGAGAGAGACUUUACAAGUAUCGAGUUAAGUCCCGGUUAUAAUCUCACAAGGCCGGCGGAAAGGCAUACAGAAUUCGGGCCCAGGAUCGACGUGUCGCAUGCGGUGCUGGAGGUGUCCACUGUGACGAAAGACCUGCGGAGAUCUCGGGGGAAGAGGCAGACCAAGGAGGCGUCGUGUCAGGACAACCUGUGCUGCAGGAACAGCAUCUACAUCACGUUUAAAGAAAUCGGCUGGGACGACUGGGUGCUGGCCCCCGACGGCUACACCGCUUACUUCUGCAAAGGCGACUGCCCGCACAGGUACAAGAGCGCCAGCACCUUCUCCGGCAUCAAAGGACUGCUUCACCUGCGUAAACCCAGCGUGGUCCCGGGGCCGACCUGCGCCGCCUCCGGCUACACGUAUCUCACCCUUCUGCACUACGAUGAGGACGAUGAACUGGUAAGCACGAACUACCCGGAGAUGGUCGUCACGGGAUGCCGGUGCUACUAGGCGGGGCUGGCACGGGUUGUCACUUCAGUUGUUGUCAUUGGGGUUGUGAAUGUAGCUGUUGCUGUUGCUCGAGGGCUGCUGUAAUUCAUCAGGUUUUGGCUGUUGACUACAACAGCUUGUUACACACAUUUGUUACACCGUUACCUUCUUUCGUAAAGUUCUCAAGGCUCCGACAGGCAUUAUACUUAGUAAAUUAUUGACGUUGCUGCUGCUAAACAAGGACAAUCUAUUGGCGGUGGAGUCCCGACAUUGGGGGCUCCAGUUGUCACAUUGCAGGCUUACCAUACGUCCAAAUGUUUGGGGCUUGAAUAGUCACAUGACAUGCUUACCAAACGUCCAAAGAUUUUGGGCUGGAAUUGUCACAUGACAUGCUUACCAAAAGUCCAAAGAUUUUUCACUUUAGUUGUCAAUUGACAGGGUUACCAUGCGUCCGAAUAUUUGAGGCUUGAAUCGUAACAUGACAUGCCUACCAUACGUCCGAAUUUUGGGGGCUUGAGUUAUCACAUGACAGACUUAACAUGCGUCCAUAAAUUGGGAGCUUUAGUUGUUACAUGGAGGGAUAAAGUCCCAUUUUGGGACUGGGACCAUUUAUGACGUGAUAUCUGUAUUUUGGUUGUGGG
Messenger RNA from Lymnaea stagnalis (great pond snail), 1493 nucleotides. The record is from the annotation of a GenBank genome assembly. Lineage: Eukaryota; Metazoa; Mollusca; Gastropoda; Lymnaeidae.